This is a messenger RNA of Gloeophyllum trabeum ATCC 11539, 1301 nucleotides long. RefSeq lists its product as uncharacterized. Gene Ontology annotation, cellular component: peroxisomal membrane. The record is from RefSeq and is a predicted model, not a curated record. The transcript is spliced from 6 exons. Gene Ontology annotation, biological process: peroxisome fission. Bases 79 to 1092 code for a protein of 337 amino acids. Lineage: Eukaryota; Fungi; Basidiomycota; Agaricomycetes; Gloeophyllales; Gloeophyllaceae.
GACUUCUAAUUAGUAGUGGAGGACUACAAGUCCAACCUCUCUCUUGAACUCUUCCUGCAGCGGAACGAAAGCCGCAGCAUGUCGAGGACGUCGAAACCGCUCACAUUGACCCGCUUGAACGAUGUAAUUCUGGGCCCCUUCGCCUUGGUUCCCCCGUCAGAGACGCUGGACCACCUGGUCCGCUACCUGAGUACAUGGAGUGGAAGCGACAAGCUGCUCAUGAUAAUUGACUACACGGUCAAGCUUCUUGUCCCUUUCCUAAGCUGGCGAGCACGCAUACAGGCCAAGGCAGGCUUGCGUAAGGUUCCCGCAAGCCAGGCUGCUCAAGGGCUAGCGAAGCUCGGCAGCCUCGUCGGGGACGCGCGAAUGCUCUUCAGGAUCUGGGGUCUUCUCCCGAUCGUCCAAUGGCUCAUCUCUCUCGAGCGCAAUCCGCCUCCCACCCGCCGCCUUCUCACCAUCGAGCGGCUGCAAGGGUGGUCCAUGCUGCUCUACUAUCCCCUCGAGCACCUCUACUACCUCCGCGCCCACGAAAUCAUCCCCGCCACUCUGCCCUCCCUCCUCUCUCUCUUCUCAUCUCAGGCCAAGCCAAUCGAAGUCAACACCAACAGGGUGGGCAUGUGGUCCUGCCGCUUCUGGGCGGUGUACGUAGCGCUCCAGUUCGCCCACCUAGACGAGGACCGCAAGUUGCUCAGGAUGACCGAGCGAUCGAUCGCGAAGAGUAAGGGACACGACCCUGCCGUUGAAGCGGAGAGGGCGGACCUGCGCAAGAGAUGGACAGCGUUCCGCAACGAGCUCGUAGCCAAUAUUGGUUAUCUGCCUUUGACGUUACAUUGGUCGCUCGAGCAAGGCCUCUUCUCCAAUGAGGUAUGGGUCGGCGUAUUUGGCCUCGUCGCGGCAAUAGCGGGAUGGCGCAGCGGAUGGCAGGCCACAGCCCUGCCCAGUUCGACGUCAUCGACAUCCCCGCCAAACCCCGACGCUGCUAUAGAGCUCGAAAAGACCGGCGGUGUACCCAACUUGACGGAGGUGUCUUCUACUGUAGGGUAUACCAUGACGGAUGCCGAUAUAGCCCCUGCUGGUCUGGAUGAGAUGUAAGAGAUCGGUAGGAUCUCCGCUUGUCUGUUUGCUCUGGCGCUAUCCAAGCAGCCUGUUAGUGUUCCCUACUAUUUCCCAGCAUCAAGGGUCAUUCGUCACGACAUAUGUUGCUGUUUAUCGGAGCGAACGCUGCUAUGUAACAAUGUAACUAUACUCGCGACUCUGCGUAUUGAACAUGCGCGCCUGUGGAUUGCAUGUGGGACUCCGAC